Molecule: messenger RNA, 1317 nt
Organism: Chaetomium strumarium
Lineage: Eukaryota; Fungi; Ascomycota; Sordariomycetes; Sordariales; Chaetomiaceae
Exons: 2
Source: RefSeq, a predicted model, not a curated record
CUCAAUCGGGAAGCAAAGCUUGGCUCGUGUCGGCGACUCCAUGGGCCGAUCCUGCGAUAUCGUCGAUUCCUCGUCACACAUGUAUUGCGCGCCACUUCGCCGGAACCGAAAUAGCAGUGCUACGGAAGCAAAUCAAAUUUCGAUUUUGUUUCUCAGCUGCGUCAUAUCUGGCAGCUCUUACGGUCUGACCUGCAUAGUACCUCCGAGAAGUUGAAAUAUGAAUAGGGGCGCGCCGUCCUGUUUCGCUGGGUUUUGCUUCGAUGUCUCUCGCAACGGCGGAAGCUUGAUCUGAGACCAGCAGAGUCGCGGUGCACCAUCACCUGCACCUGCACAUCAUCACGCCUCAUCCUUCACCAACCAAUCUAAGACAAUAUUACUUAAACUGCGCCAAUAAUAAUGUCCUCUGGCACGGGUCAAACGGCCGCAGCGACGCCCCCCAACAAGCCCCCAGGCCCGCCCUAUCCACCGUCCACAGCGCCCCUAGGCGGCGUCCCGACCUCUGCCAUCGACAUCCCCAUCAGCGCCACGCUCCUGGCGCUCUUCGCGCUGGGCGGCGCCUCGCACCUGUUCGUCUUCGUGCGCAACAAGCGGCGCAACCACAAGUUCAUCUUCUCGGUGCUCCUCUUCGGCUUCUGCGUCACGCGCAUCGCUGCGCUCUCGGUGCGCAUCGGCUGGGCGCGCGACCGCACCAACGACGAACUCGCGCUAGCCGCGACCGUGCUCACGUCCGCGGGCGUGCUGAUCCUGUUCAUCGUCAACAUCAUCCUCGCCGUCCGGGUCGUCAGGGCGACGCACCCGCUCGCGGGGUGGUCGCGCGCCGUAAAGGUGGGGAUGGGCGCGCUAAUUGCCACCGUCGUGGCCGUGCUGGUCAUGGUGGUCUUCUCCUCGGUUCAUCAGCUGUUUACGCUGAACCUGGGCAUACGCAGGCGCGAGCGGGAUGUGAUGCUCUUUGCCGGGGUGUACAUGGUCGUGGUGGCGGUCUUGCCGCUCGUGGCGAUGGCGCUGGUGCGGUUGCUGCCGCGGAAGGGGCCGUACCCCGCGGAGAACUUUGGCACGGGCGGCAUGGGAGCCAAGAUGGCGCUGCUGGCGUUUACGUCGGCGCUGUUGACGCUCGGCGCCGCGUUCCGCACGGCGGUCAACUUCGAGGCCAAGCCGGUCAAUGACCCGCAGUGGUACCACUCGCGCCCGGCGUUUUACUGCUUCAACUUUGUGAUCGAGAUCGUGGUGGUGUAUACUUAUCUCCUGGUCAGGUUCGAUCAGCGGUUCCACGUCCCGGAUGGCAGCUCAAAGCCUGGGGAUUAUUCAAAAGUGGGAGAG